GGCGUCGCUCUCGUUCUCAAUCCUCUGCAACGGCACCCCCCCCGCUCUCUUUCCUCUUCGCCUCCGAUCUCUCGGGCUUCCUAGCGUCCGAUCUCGUCGAUCAUGUCUUCGGAGAAGGGUCAACCACUGCCCAAGUUUGGAGAGUGGGAUGUCAACAAUCCUGCCUCAGCUGAGGGGUUCACUGUUAUAUUCAACAAAGCUCGAGAUGAAAAGAAGACAGGUGCCAACUCCGGGGCAACAGCAACACCACCAAGAAAUGAUGCAGGUGGUUUCCAACAAGAUGAUACCUAUCAGCAUCCAAGAAAAAGUCGGAAGUGGUUUUGCUGCGGUUGAAUGCCUGCUGUUUGGAGCCAAUAGGUACUUGUUCAUCUUAGUUUGGGGUUGCAAGCAUAAAGAAUGUUUGUUUUAUUGGAACAGAUGCUGUUUAUGAAUAAUUAUCAUAUCUGGUUCGUGUGAAUCGGUAUUAUUUGUAGACAAAAAAAGAGGGCAGAUCGAUGGAAGAUGGUUUAUAUCUUGUUCAA
Musa acuminata subsp. malaccensis (wild Malaysian banana) is the source of this 521-nucleotide messenger RNA. The record is from RefSeq and is a predicted model, not a curated record. Lineage: Eukaryota; Viridiplantae; Streptophyta; Magnoliopsida; Zingiberales; Musaceae.